This is a messenger RNA of Nannospalax galili (Upper Galilee mountains blind mole rat), 1674 nucleotides long. RefSeq names its product zinc finger protein 809-like. The transcript is spliced from 4 exons. NCBI's taxonomy places the organism in Eukaryota, Metazoa, Chordata, Mammalia, Rodentia, Spalacidae. The coding region runs from base 73 to 348 and encodes 91 amino acids. The record is from RefSeq and is a predicted model, not a curated record.
GUUCUCAACAAGUGUGUUCUUGAUUAUGUAUAAGGAUUUUCCACUUGAGGGUCACAUUCCAGUCAAUGAAAAAUGGGAAUGCAAUCACUCUUUAACAGAAGUUGUUAUUUAGGGGACCAAGAUAUGUUCUACCAUGUCAAAGAGCACUGCAUGACCAAACCUGAUUUGAUCUUCAGGCUGGAGCAUGGAUUUGAGCCACGGAGCAUAGACAAAGCAUCACUCUGGAGCCUGCCAGGUGCCCCUACUACUAAGAGAUGCCUGGAAAAUCAACAGAGACAUGUGUGGCAUGUGGGAAGCAUCAACAGUAACCCAUCAAGUGAAGUAAUAUCUGAAGUCACAACUUAUUGAACAUCAAAGAAUUCGUACAGGUGAGAAGCCUUAUGAUGUGAAGAAUGUGGUAAAGCUUUCUGCCACAAGUCAGCCCUCAAUAGGCAUCAGAGAAUUAAUACAGUUGAGAAGCCUUAUGAAUGUGCCACAUGUGAUAAAGCUUUCUACUGCAAGUCAACCUUCAAUAAACAUCAAAGAACUCAUAAACGUGAGAAGCUCUGUGAAUGUGAAAAAUGUGACAAAAGUUUCUUUUUCAAGUCACACUUAGCCUGUUAUCAAAGAAUUCAUACAGGUGAGAAGCCUUAUGAAUGUAAAGAAUGUGAUAAAGCGUUUUGUUGGAAGUCAGCUCCCAAUAAACAUCAGAAAAUUCAUAGGGGUGAGAAACCAUAUGAAUGUAAAGAAUGUGGUAAUUCUCUUUCCUACAAAUCGGCCCUCACUGACCAUCAAAGAACUCAUACAGGUGAGAAGCCUUAUGAAUAUCAAGAAUGCACAAAAGUGUUCUCCUCCAUGUCAACCCUCAAUACACAUUGUAGAACUCACACAGGGGAGAAGCCCUAUGAAUGUGAAAAAUGUGGGAAAGCUUUCCCUACCAAGUCCUGGUUAGACUGCCAUCAUAAAACUCAUAUGGGUGAGAAGCCCUAUGAAUGUCAAGAAUGCAAGAAAGCUUUCUCUUCCAUGAACAAUCUUAGUAAACAUCAUAAAACUCAUACAGGUGAAAAGCCUUUUGACUGUCAAGAAAGCUUUCUCCUUCAAGCCAACUCUAAAUAUACAUCAUGGAACUCACACAGGGGAGAAGCCCUAUGAAUGGUAAAAAUGUGGUCAAGCUCUCCUUUCCAAGACAUGGUUAGUCUGCCAUCAUAGAACUCAUAUAGGUGAAAAGCCUUUAGAAUGUCAAGAAAGCUUUCUACUCCAAGUAAGCUCUCAAUAAACAUCAUAGAACAUAUACAGGGGAGAAGCCCUUUUAAUGUAAGGAAUGUGGUAUAACUUCCUCCUACUUCCUUAUUCUCAGUAGUCAUCAUAAAACUCACACAGUUGGGAAGUGCUGUGAAUGUGAAUACAAGAAAGCUUUCUCCUCCAAGUCAAUCUAGAUGCACAUAAUAGAACUCAUACAGAGGAGAAGCCCCAUGAAUGUAAAGACUGAAGAAAAAAUUUCUUCUGCAAGGCAUACAUAGCUCCACAUCACAGAGCUCAACCAAGAACCCUAUUAAUGAGACUUUAAGAAAACUUUUUUUCCCUCCAAGUCACAGCUCUCAAGAUGUGGGAAAUCAUGUACAUAUAAAUCACUUUUUCCUAUCUCUCACAACUCAGUCAACAUCAGAAAUGUCAUAUAAUUGAAAAGCUAUGAAU